This is a messenger RNA of Phalaenopsis equestris, 2672 nucleotides long. RefSeq names its product myosin-binding protein 3. Gene Ontology annotation, molecular function: myosin binding. The transcript is spliced from 3 exons. Bases 14 to 2272 code for a protein of 752 amino acids. The record is from RefSeq and is a predicted model, not a curated record. Lineage: Eukaryota; Viridiplantae; Streptophyta; Magnoliopsida; Asparagales; Orchidaceae.
GAGAACGAGAGACAUGGCGGCCAACAAAUUUGCAACAAUUCUUCAUAGGAACACCCACUGGCUCAUCUUCCUUCUAAUAUACAUAGUUCUGGAAUGGAUCUUAAUCAUUCUCAUUCUCCUCAAUGCUGUCCUCUCCUACAUGAUCUCAAAGUUUGCGUCUUUCUUCGGUUUGAAGCCCCCUUGCAUCUUUUGCUCGAGGAUCGAUCAUAUUUUCGAGCCGGGAAGGUCUCCGAGCUCCUGCAGCGAUUUGCUCUGCGAGUCUCAUGCCGGAGAAGUAUCAAAGCUUGGGUUUUGCUCCAACCAUCGCCGGCUGGCGGAUGCCGGAGAUAUGUGCGAGGACUGCGCUGCCUCCAAGCCCGGCGAGACGGAUCGGGGCGUUGCUUUGCUUUCAUGGAUGAAAAGAAGCGAGCAGGGAGAGAAGGAUCUGCGAUGUUCUUGCUGUGGCGUGGCUUUGGAGAGCGGCUUCUAUUCUCCCUAUUUGCUUUUCAUGGCCGAUUCUUGGGAUGUUUUGGAGUUCGCUCCGACAGAAAAAUCGGAGAAAGGAGAGGGCUUCGGAUUGAAGAAGAUGGUGCAGGGUAAAGAACUGAAAGAUAAAGAGGCGGAAGAAGAAGAAGGAAAAGGUGAGGCCUUUCUUCCUUCUCCUCCUGUUGUAGUGGAGGAUGCAUUAGUGGAUAUCAUCUCCCCUGGUGCGGACAAGAUGGUUGUUUUGGAUCGGAUUCAUCCUGUUGAAUUGAUCGAUUCCUCCACAAUGCCGGUUCCAGCUUCUGAAAAGCAGGAAAUUGAACAGCAUUCGUACGUUCUUGUUCCGACCGAGGAGCCCUGCGAUGAUUUCUCAACGCAUGCCAAAACUGCCGAGGUGCUAGAAUUCAAAGUUCAACAAGUUUCUGAAGAUGGAAAAGGAAAUGAUGAAGCUAACUGCGAAAUAUCCAUAGGAAGUGAGAUUUGUGAUCAGGAACAGAUCGAGCCCACCCAAUUUUCUAAAAUUGUCUCUCUAACUGCCGCAAUUGAUCAUCAAAAUCUGAAUGUAUUGAAUGAAACAACCCCUAACGAAUCAGUAACUGAAACUGAGCCAUCAGAACAAACUUCUCAGCGAACAAGACACCUAAAAAUCUGUCCAGUUCUUAAUGAAAUUGAGGAGGAGAGAAUAAUGCCUGAAACACCUACAACUCCUAAUUACUUAGACAACAAUUUUCAUUUUCUGCACAAGAGGUUUCUGCUAGAAAGGAGAGAAUCUGGAACCGAGUCUCUAGAUGGAAGCAUUGCCAGUGACACAGACAAUCUUGAGCCAGCGACCAUAGAUCGUCUCAAAACAGCUUUAAAAUCGGAACGAAAAGCUCUCAUUGCGUUAUAUGCUGAACUAGAAGAAGAAAGGAGUGCUUCUGCUAUAGCUACCAACCAAACCAUGGCAAUGAUAACCAGGCUCCAAGAGGAGAAGGCCGCUAUGCAGAUGGAAGCACUACAAUAUCAGAGGAUGAUGGAGGAGCAAGCGGAGUAUGAUCAGGAGGCAUUGCAGCUCCUCAAUGAGCUAAUGAUGAAAAGGGAGAAGGAGAAGCAGGAGCUGAAGAAGGAACUCGAGGUCUGUCAGCAUAAGGUUCGUGUUUACGCGGCAAUUGAGCGUAGGAAAAUGGCUAAGGGAAGCAGGAGUGGAACUUCUUCCAGCGCUGAAGAGAGCGAUGAAAUCUCAGUUGAGUCUCAGAAAGGUAACCAGAAUUCCAUGGAAGAUGAUGAUGAUGCCAAGAAUCUCAUUACUCUGGAUGAGUCCUUGGCUGAAUUUGAGGAGGAGAGGCUUGCCAUCCUUGAGCAGCUAAAGGCUUUGGAGGAGAAGCUUUUCACAAUGGAUGAUGAGCAUGAUUCUUUCAAUUCAAAACAUAUGAAGCAAUUACAGAUUGAAAAUGGCCAUGGGAUCAUCAAUGGAGUCUAUGAAUUUGGUUCUGUGAAUGGUUCUUUAGAUUCAUUUGAUAUGAAUGGAAUUUUUGAUAUCGAUCAAAAGAGUGCGUGGAUCGGAGGGAAGAGGCUGAACCCCCUCUUUGAUGCCAUUGGCUUUGAAAAUGAAGAUAAGCUUUGUAUCAACCACAAGCAGCUGGCUAUAGCUGAGGAGGUUGAUCAUGUUUAUGAGAGACUGCAGGCUCUUGAAGCAGACCGCGAAUUUCUAAAGCAUUGUUUGUCUUCCUUAAAGAAAGGAGAAAGAGGGACAGAUCUCCUUCAAGAAAUUCUUCAUCAUCUUCGUGAUUUAAGAACUGUGGAGCUUUGUUCAAGGCAUAUUGAUAUCUGAUUUGGAUUCCUUGUACUGUUUAGUAGUUUGAGUUAAGCAUAAGCUGUUGCUCAGCUUGUGUUUUUGUAAAGUUUAAAGCUGUUUUUUUUUUUUUUUUUUUUUUUUUUUUUUUUUUUUGGUGAGGAAAAAGGAGAAGAGGAAGCAGACACAGCAACGUGAAGGAAAGGAGGCUCCUUGCGCAGCUCCAUGCUUUGCUUUUCUUGUUUUGUUUAAUGGAAGCUUGGUCCCAUCACCAACGUUCAUGGAGGAAUGUGUGGUGGAUGAUCAGGCCGUGAAGGGUGGCAAGUGGGUCACUUGAAUGAUGUGGCUGUGGAGGCAAUCAUGGCUUGCAAAGCUGGCCAUGAAGCCAUGUUUCCUCUUGAAAGUUACAGGAAUAUGUUGGUUGGGUGGAGUUUCUUUA